AUGAUACUGCAACAUUCAAGUCUAUCAAUGAUCAACGCUCAAGCAAGACUGCAACAUUCAAGUCUAUCGAUCAUCAACCCUCAAGCAAAACUGCAACAUUCAAGUCCAUCAAUGAUCAAUACUCUAGCAAGACUGCACCAUUCAAGUUUAUCAGACAAAGGUCGACUAAUGGACGGACUGAAGCAUGCCUCCACGAUGCUGGGUGAACUACGGACUUCACUGCUGUCUCCCAAAAGCUACUACGAAUGUUAUAUGGCCAUCUCUGAUGAGCUGCGGCACUUGGAGAUGUACCUGGUGGAUGAGUUUCAGAAGGGCAGGAAAGUGGCGGAUCUGUACGAGCUGGUUCAGUACGCUGGCAAUAUUGUACCCAGGCUAUACCUGCUGAUAACUGUUGGCACUGUGUACAUCAAGUCCAACGAACUGUCCCGCAAGGAUAUCCUCAAGGACCUGGUGGAGAUGUGCCGUGGUGUGCAGCAUCCUUUACGAGGCCUCUUUCUGAGGAACUACCUGCUGCAGUGUACUAAGAAUGUGCUGCCAGACAGUGUGGAGGAUCAGAGUAAUGAGAGUUCUGGUGGUGAAUCGGGUACAGUAAUGGAUUCGGUGGAUUUCAUUCAGCUCAACUUUGCUGAGAUGAACAAGUUGUGGGUGCGGAUGCAACACCAAGGCCACUCCCGAGACCGGGAGCGGAGGGAGAAUGAGAGACGGGAACUGAGGAUCCUGGUGGGCACCAACCUGGUCCGCCUGAGCCAGCUGGAGUGUAUUGAUGUGACCAAGUUCAAGCAGUAUGUGCUGCCUGGAGUCUUGGAACAAGUGGUCAAUUGUAAGGAUGCCAUUGCCCAGGAGUACCUCAUGGAGUGUAUCAUUCAGGUGUUCCCUGAUGAGUUCCAUCUACAGUCUCUGAGUUCCUUCCUGAGAGCUUGUGCUGAGCUGCAUCCCAAUGUCAACGUCAAGAACAUCAUCAUUGCAUUGAUAGAUAGGUUGGCUGCAUUUGCUCAGAAUGAGGAAGGUUCUGGUAUCCCUCCAGAGAUCCAACUGUUUGAUAUCUUCUCCCAGCAGAUCUCUCAAGUGAUCCAGAGUCGGCCAGACAUGCCUCCGGAGGACAUCGUCUCCCUGCAGGUGGCCCUCAUCAACCUGGCCCUCAAAUGUUACCCGGACAAGGUGGACUAUGUGGACAAAGUCCUGGAGACCACAGAGGACAUUUUCAACAGGCUCAACUUGGACCAUGUAGAGCACGGCAGCCCCGUGUCCAAGGAGCUGAUGAGACUGAUGAAGAUUCCUGUGGACACCUACAACAACAUCCUGACAGUGCUGGAGCUGCAGCACUUCGGCCCCUUGUUCGAGUACUUUGAUUACAAGGGCAGGCAACUCAUGAGCUCUCACAUUAUCACCAAUGCCCUGGAGAAUGAGACAUUGAUCCCCGCACAGGAAAAUGUGGACGCCAUCCUCAACAUUGUCAGCUGUAUGGUACAAGAUCAGAAUGAUCAGCCAGAGGAGCCAGACGAUCCCGAGGAUUUUGCUGAGGAGCAGGGACUCAUGGGCAGAUUCAUACAUUUGCUGCAGUCGGAGGACCCAAACCAACAGUUUCUGAUCUUGAACACAGCCAGGAAGCACUUUGGGGCUGGAGGGGACAAGAGGAUCAAGUUCACACUUCCGCCGAUCGUGUUUGCUGCCUACAGGCUGGCCUUCAGGUACAAGCUGCUGCAGGCCGAGGAUGACAACUGGGAGAAGAAAUGUCAGAAGAUCUUCCAGUUUUGCCAUCAGACAAUUGGAGCUCUGAUUAAAGCAGAGCAGGCAGAGAUUCCACUUCGGCUGUUUCUACAAGGUGCACUGGUGGCAGGACAGAUUGGCUUUGAGAACUCUGAGACUGUUGCUUAUGAGUUCUUGUCACAGGCUUUCUCCAUUUACGAGGAUGAGAUCAGCGACAGCAAAGCCCAGCUGUCGGCCAUCACUCUCAUCAUUGCCACCCUGGAGCAGAUGUCCUGUUUUGGCGAGGACAAUCAGGAGCCCUUGUUUACCCAGUGUGCCCUGGCGGCCUCUAAACUGCUGAAGAAACCUGACCAGUGUCGUGGGGUUGCUAUCAGCUCACAUCUGUUCUGGUCAGGGAAGUCGCAUGCACGUGGUGCAGAACUGCAUGAUGGCAAGAGAGUCUCUGACUGUCUGAAGAAAGGAGUCAAGAUUGCCAACCAGUGCAUGGACAGCUCGGUACAGGUCCAACUCUUUGUGGAGCUGCUCAAUCAUUAUGUAUAUUUCUUUGAGAAGGGCUGCGAGCAGAUCCCAGUGCAAGUGUUAAACCAAAUUGUAGCUAAAAUCCGUGAGCUUCUGCCAAAUUUAGAAUCAAACGAGGAGACAGAACAGAUCAACAAACACUUCAAGAACACUGUGGAGCAUCUGCAGCACAAGUUGGACAACCCAGAGACGGCCGGACUUUACGAGGGCCUGGUCCUGUAA
Candidula unifasciata is the source of this 2448-nucleotide messenger RNA. NCBI's taxonomy places the organism in Eukaryota, Metazoa, Mollusca, Gastropoda, Stylommatophora, Geomitridae. The record is from the annotation of a GenBank genome assembly.